Molecule: messenger RNA, 9467 nt
Organism: Marchantia polymorpha subsp. ruderalis
Lineage: Eukaryota; Viridiplantae; Streptophyta; Marchantiopsida; Marchantiales; Marchantiaceae
Source: the annotation of a GenBank genome assembly
CUUGAACGUCUGUUCCUAUAAUUUCGACAGUGAGCAGUCGGAACUCUGAUGAUCAACUUUGCACAUUGUUCGGAGAAAUAAUCCAUCAGCCACCUUAAAUUCCUGAUUACACCGAAUAAAAUGUUCAACUUUGAAAGAUCUUGGGUUUAGAAACUGAAUUUUCUUCUGAUACAAAAUUCUCAGACAAUUUCCUUUGGUAGAACCCUAAGCGCCGCUGUUGGAAGUGUCUAUGCGAGUUGAUGCGAGUACUAGACGAUCGAGGACACUGAAUCGGAGGAAAGAUCGAGUUGAUUGAAGUCGAAGAUGCGUUUCUCUGCAAAAUUUUAGGCAUGGUGGGUCCAAAACGCGUGACCAGAAUGAGCCGCGGGAGAGGAUUGGCUGGCCUAGCGCGUUUGCGCCACGAGUUUCACCGAUUUCGCGAAGAGGUCGGUUGCAUUCGUUCGUUGCCAAGGCUUGAUCGCCGCUGGCCCUCUCUUGCCCGACUUGAGAUCGACAGCGAGGCUUCUUCCGAAGAUGGUGCAUUGUGGGAUUCUCGGGAGCCGUUAUCUGGGGUUUCUGCUCCGGCGACUGCUGAUGUCGAAGCCGAAGGCAAUGAGAAUGGGGCUUUCAAUGAUGUCGCUAGUGAGUUUCCUAAUAACGAUGUUGAAACCUCACAUGAUAUCCUGGAAACGAGCCAGCUGUGCGGCUGUCAGUGGGCUGGGAAAGGAUGUACAGAAGUAAGGCAUUGCCCCACGCACUUUGAUGAAGGAUCGGCAAAAUGUGAUAAUGAUCCAAGAACUGAGAAGAUCACGUCUCCGAUCGAAGAAGAUAAUCGUCAUUGUGAUGACUUGAAAAUCAAUCUGUUACUUCCUCUCCGGUGUACAGAACAAUGUUUGGGUGAUCUAGAUGCAGUUCCAACCUCUGUCGACAUCGAGCCUUCAGAAGAAACACGUGAACCUGUAAAGACAAAUCAAACGUGUAAGGUUCCAGGGGAUUCUGAUGAAGAAUCCAAAUCAGAACAGUUUGAAGAAUCACAGUAUGGAAAUCCAGAGAGCGAAACAACCUAUAACCUCAAACUUCCUGAUUGCCAAGUUGCGGCUGAGGAUGACUCAGGCACGAGGAGCACUUUGGAAAAUAUUGAAGAAGAUGGCGCACACCUGACCGAGAGCUCUGGAGAAAGACGAAGUAAGCAUGAACUUUGUCAGCAGAAGCUGGAUGGCCCGGACGAAUCAAAAGAAGAUAAAGAUCCAAGAGUUUUAGGUCGAGCACUCAGCUGCCUCCCUUUGCUGACUAAUCUGAAAUUCCAGAUUGAUGGAGAGUUACAAAGAUCCUAUAACGAGCCAUUUUCUUACGGCUCAACGGACGAUAAGACUUUUAACAACAUAGAAGAAGCCUCUCUAUCGUCAAAUGACGGGAGUUCUCCAGAACCCUGGAUCUCCAAUGCUUGCUUCGAGGACGAAAUUGUGGAUUAUUCCUUCUCAUAUUCAGGUGCUCGAAUUGCUGCCACUCCUUGUUUUACAGCAAAUCCGUAUCACAAAUUUGGGAAAUUGUUUUCGGUUCCACACAAGCACUUCGAGAGUCAAAAUCAAGAGUCUGCAAGGCUUGACAUCCACAAUCCAGAUGUUCUUUUUAGUGCAAGAAGCAAAGACGAGGACUCCUACAACCAGCACGUUCUCUUCAAUUCCGAGAAUUAUAUGUGUACUCCUACAGUCACAGUUCUUCCUUUGAUGGAUGAGAGGACACAAACGUCCCCAGAUGUCGGGACUAAAUCACUGGAGAACGGAGAAUUCGCGGAUAACUCCAGAGACGUGAAAACCCCUGAGACGAAGGUCGUCGGUGCGCAAUUGUCGCAGUCUAUGUCUUCAGAAGACUGCAAGCGAUCUCUUAAACUCGUGGGAUAUGUUUACGAAGAAAUACCAACCAAGGUUGCGGCUCCGAUCCCAGAUCGUCUGAUCUCUUGUGAGAAGUCGACGUCACCUAUACGUACUUCUGCUGACGAUAUGCCCGUCGAAAUAACUCAACCUUCCCUUAUUGCUUCUUCUGGGAAUAUUCAAAGCAUGCGACCUGUGGUUGCAUCAGAAAGGGCAACAGUAAACGACCAAAGGCCUGGCUCCUCCCAAACCAAUGCGAUUCACAAUACUUCCUCUAGGGACCAUGAAGUAUAUGGUAAUCGUGUGCAGCACCAAAGCGCUGGGAUGUCAAGUUUAUUCGCACUCUCUGGACUUGAAAGUUUGUCGAAGUUGGAAAAUUACUUCAACCGAGACUCUGGAUUGGCCACCAGGAUGGCAACAAGGAUCAGACACGCUCUAGAGAGCCUUGGCGAACGCAGCCAGACUAUUGCAGACUGGCGAACGCAGCCAGAGCCUAGGACGAGCUCUGCAACUGGGAAUCAACGGACAAUAGAUAUGAGAGGUCUCGCAGCAUAUCGAGCGCGGACUGGUACAGUUCCUUCAAGCAACGUUAGAAAUCUCAGGUUGACAACUGGGUCUGACGUCGAACAUCCAAAAGUCAAGAUUGUUGGUGAUUGGCAAGGGUACAAAGAUGGUUCGGAAGGUUCUGAUGCCUUGGGUCUAGCUAGUCGUUUGAUUGAAUCAAGUGAAUCAGAAGAGCCAGAAGAUUACUUGCAGAAAGUAAUCGCAGCUUUAGAUUCAAAACGAGACCUCUCGGCACGGUCAGAGUUAGCUCCAAGAAAAAAUAAUACACGUCUGCAUGAAUAUGCUUCUCCAAAUAGCAUGGUACCCAAAGAGCAGAAGGAAGGGGUUGCGAACAUUUCUUCGUCAGAGCCUCGUAACCUUGACCAUGAACAUCACUACGCUCAUGGGACGCUCUCUCAAAUGCAGAAACCAGGAUGUUCAAUUCACACUGCUGUAAUGCCUGGUGACAGUAAUGAGGUCAACGAUGAUACAAAUGAAGCUAGAGACUUGAUCAAUGAUGGCUUUGAUAUGCCUAAAAAUUCAAGUGAAGAAAGAAGGUCCGUCAAGAUCUACAAAGGAGCUCCUGCUCAGGGAGUAACAAGGAAGCCUUACCAACAUCAACGCGCAGUUGAUGAAGCUGGUACUGCAAAUCCGCAAGCUUUUUCCGUUAAAAUAAAUGGAUCUAUGGUUGAGAUUGAAGUAGGUGAGCGGCCUCCUUCAAUUGUAUGGACUCCUCGGGGGCAAAGUGACAAUGAAGUAAUACGAACAUCAACCUAUCAGACUCAGAGGCAGAGCACUUCUGAUGACGCAUACCAUAAAUGCUGUGGUGCGACAACCUCAUACAAGCAAGUCGUAGGAUCUGCAGAGGGUCGUCUUGGGCCCAUAAGGUUUAAGGAUGAGGGUCCGACACAACCGACGGAAACUUGCCAUCGAAUUGUUCGUUUUCGUGAUUCUGUUGCAGGAGGGAAGGUUACGAAAUCUGUCAGGUUUCACUCUCCAGCCUCAGAUUCAAGUAAGAACAGUUUUUACAGUCCAAAGAAAUUUUAUGACAGAUAUGAUAGAACAAUCAAGAAUUUGGCCAAACAAGCUCAUGAACUGGCUGACAACGAAGUUAUUGAAGAUGCAGUUGCAGAGAGUCAACAAUCUCCAAGAUUCGUUGAAAAGAGAGCCGCAGAGAGUCAACAAUCUCAAAGACUCGUUCAAAAGAGGGUACAGUUGGACGGAGGUUUUCCUCUUCCGAUAUUGAAGUCAAAGAGACGAUUGCCAGUUUUAUCGACUGAAUCCCAUGUUGGCUCCACAAGCCUUGACAACGAGGAUGUGGACGACUUCAGUUGCAGAAAUCGUCAUGGAAUUAUUGUUCCUGUGGUUCCAGAUACCCAGGCGCGUAAAGUAGCCCAUGGACUACGUGCUUUCACAGAGGAAGAUACAUCCCAACCAAUUUUGAAGAGCCCAAGAGGAGCUUCGGGACUGGACUCAGAAGGGCAUUAUGAAGAACAACAAGAAGGGAGUCAAAGUACCGAAGAUACUGAUUGCAGAAGAAGGCAUUCUGCAUCUGCAGUUGCUAGGCCCCCUCUUGAUAUUCAUCUAAGAAGAGGAAAGAGACCAUCCAUUUUGAAGUCUCCAACUCGACAAGCGACUUCAUCCUCUGAUUGCACAAGCAGCAUCAAUUAUGAUGAAGAUGAGGUGCCUGAAUCGUUUGAAAGAAAGGAGAAGGUUGAAGCAGCUGCUGCGGGUCUGGCUAACGAACUUCGAGUUUUAAUGCGAAAUCGCACCCCGGAGUUUGUAAGAAACGAAGAGCAACAUCAAAGUGAUGACUCUAUGGCAUCUAGCAAACGUGGCUUCAGGAAAACAGUGCACAAGCCGGGACCGAGAACCCAGUCAGGACACUUUCGGCCUCAGAAACAAGCACCCCUCUCACAAGAAUGUCCGCAGUUGCUUAAGAAAAAUCCAGUUUACCCUCCGUCCAUGUACCAGCGAAAUGUUUCUCCAAUCACUUCAGAUUGCGAUAACAGAUUUGAAAGGCACUUUGGGCGUACAGAUAAGGCAGAUUGCUCACAGCAGAAGUCCGAGGGCCAGAAAACCUCUGGACGCUUCCGUUCUUCAACCCAGCCACAUCAGCGACGAAGAACUCCGCAAAGUGGAAUUUCUGUACUGGCUGCCGGGGAAGGAAUAGACCGAUUCGUGUAUCGUGAACCAAGGCAAGAGUCAAACUGUAACAUUACACGAGCAAAGCAACUUGUUCGGGACACGAUUGGCGAUGAUUUUGACUACGACCGCUUUCGCAAGGAUCUAGGUGAGCUCGCGACUGAACGGAAGAGGGUUGAAUGGCUGGGGCAAAAGUUGAUGCUUCUCCAACCUGGGCCUUUCAAGAUCCGACAAAAGAAGGACAGCAAAGAGGAAUCAUUGGAUCUACAUAAGGAUUCCAACGUACGGGGUACGAAAGUCUUCAAUAAAGAAAUUGGGUCUUCUGGCAAUAAGCGAAGCCGCAGUGCUAUUUCUCCUCUUCGAGAGUCUGGUAAAAAGCUUCUUCGAUCAGACUCGGGCAAGAAAACUAUAUCAGUUGGAGCGACUUCGAGUCUUGCCACUUCGCGUGAAGAAGUCUUGGACACCACGAUACAACCGAAGAUCCAUAAUCUGGGACGAAGUAAUAUCUUCGCUAACAACAUCAAGAGUAAAAUGAGAAACUCUGAUACUUCAAUCAGCGUUAGAGCUUCCCACCAAAUGGAAACAGGUUCUAAGAGCUGUUUAAAAAAUCCUGGCAUGAGGAAAAGCUGCAAAUUGGAGAAGACUCGUGUCAAAUUUUCAUUCCCUGAAGACGAAUCAGACAGGCCCACUGGGUCUCAAUUUUUUAUCCGGCGGAAGACUUUGCGGCCUCCUGGGUCAACUUUCAAGGUUUCCAUGCCAGUUUCCUGGUUCCCUACCGAAGUUGCCAGCAGCAAGGGUAAAAAGAGCGACUAUCUGAUGAGUGAUUCGACCCUUCUCGAAAUGAGUGGCAUAAAAAAUGUAGCUCUUCAUGCUUUGCGGAAGCCAAAUGAUGUGACAAUUCAUGCGUCAGUUGGAACGAAGAGAGGAAAAGAGAUGGCCUCGAAACAAAAUCUGCAGGGCCGUCAGGUAGUACAGAACUAUCUGAAUGAAGCGAAACGUGGAGAAGGGGACAGUACGAUGAAAUCUGACUUCAGCUCCGAUUUCUGUAAGUGGGUACUGACUCCAUCUAGUGAUGACAUUCACAAUCAAAGAAGUAGCGUUUUGAGAGCUCAACUGGUCAGAGUUGGGAGUAAAGCCACCAAGGGCAAAGCCUUUCAUCUCAAGACUGCGGAGAGGGCUUCAGAGAAGCAGAGCUGGUCUGAAAGAAUGAAGGCAUUUCUCGUAUCAUGUGGAGCACUUCUUACAGAAAGUAACACAUCAAAACAUGCAAGACACUCAGAGCGAAGAACUUCUGUGAGCGGACACAACGAAGAACUGAAUACUGAUCCUGAUGAGACCGGAACACAGAAAAUGUGUACUAGUACACAUCUUAAGCAAAAGAAAGAUGGGUCAAUAUCGUGGAGAGUUACAAACUCUGUAAAUGCAGAAGAUCAAGAGAAGAACCGGGGUAGCAAAACAAGGGAGCUUGCGAAGAAUAAGGGCCGGUUCAGACCAACUGACGAAAGGCCCUAUUGUUUGGAGAAUCACUGGGGAAGCCAGGAACAAGUAGGUCGAUAUGAUGGUCGUCUGAAGACGUCAAAGGAGAAGACAGAACUGGGGAGAAAGUUCGUGGGGCAAAAGAAAGCUCAUGAUCUAUUGCUUACAAUGCUAAACAAGGUGUCAGGUGGUAAAUCGAAACAUUAUCAAAAGGUUAAGCCGAGAUCGCUGCAAGAUGCAACGAGAAAACAAAUGAGAGCUCUUGACAGGUUGGGUGGUUACUCAACUAAUCUUGCAUCUUUAAAAGGCAAGGACAGAGCAAGGUUACUCAAUGUCAAACAGGGAAAAGAAGAUAGUCAGAGAGGACCCCGAAAAUUGGGGGUGGUGGAAGUUGGGGAACCACGGUACUCUCCCAUGCCCUGCAAAUUUACAAGAAAGGACGGUCCGAGAGCUAGUGCAUUAGCAAAAUUACCGAAAUCGACUACAGGAGGCAAGAGUGAGCAGGACGCCGUGUUAAAUAGAGGAAGUUGGAAGCCUAGUCCAGUGGGGAGGGAUUCUGACAGAGGGGUUCACACAUUAAACAAAGGUAUGAGAUAUUCUGUAGAAAACUGGCUGAACGUUAGUGGAGGCUUCGAAUUUUUGGACACAGUUUGCGACGGAAAGGAAGGCUUAGAAAUGCCAGAUUCGUGUACAACCAUUCUGAAAGGCGCUGAAAUUCGGAGCUCUUCAGAUCGAGCUUCGCUUCAUUCAUGGAGUGUUCAAAGUGCAGAGGUGGGAGUUCCAAAAGAAUUCAGUUCUCUUACAUUAAUUAGAGAGAGACUACAAGAAAUGAAUAAAAGAGCUCCUCAGGACACUUCUGGUGGAGACUGCACGGGUUUACUGAGUGGUCAUAUUCAUCAACCCGGCCAUCCAGUAUCAUCUGCAGACAGAGAAGAGAUGCAGACAAGGACGAAGAUUAAGAUUCAAGGCGAUAUUGUUAAGGAGAAUCGUAAGAAUAUCGAAGUGCAGGACAAAAACAAUAUGUCCAAAACUUAUGAUAUCAAUCUCCAACGUCAGGAACUAACAGGCUUCCUUUUAGAACCUGCAGAUUCGUCUACAGAUGUUGUCUUUGAGUACAGGGAGGGAACCGAUGGAAGUAGAUUGGAAACCCACAACCUUGAGAAAAGGCAUGAAGGUGCAACAUCUGUUACUGGUUCUGAAGUUGUUGAGAACCUAGACCCUUUCAAACGGAAGUCUCCGAAGAUGACCUCUUCAUGGGAAGGCACGAAACAGUCAUCUCCAUCUGCGGAAGACAGGAUAACAGAGAGUGAAGAGUUAGAACUGGCAUUAUUAGAACUUGUGUUGAAAACUGUUUUGAGAGAUGAUCUGGUGAAGAAUUCGAAAUCUGUCCUUGCUCCUCUCAAGGAUAUGUCAUCAUCUGCAGCAGCUCAUAGAAGUCCGCAAUGCGUUCAGGUUGACCGCAGGGAAGAGGCGUCUGUGCUGGAAAUAGUUGACGAGUUGAGACAGUCACCUAGAAACCAGCAAGCUGACUUGAAACAAUCACCCACAACUCAGCAAUCUAGUGAUUCAGCUACGUCAUCUGGUGGAGCCUGGAGUGACAGUACUUUCUUAGCAGAGAAAAAGAGUCGGUCGGUGUCCUGCGUAGAUGAUGAGGACUGGCCCGAGUAUCUGGGUGUUGAUGAUGAAGAGGAAGGAAAGGUCGAAGGAGAUAUCGAAAAUAAGUUAUCUCGAAAUUCUUCGAUGACUUCCCUACCAAAAGCUUGUAAUGACGUGUCAACUGUGAUGCUGCAGUCACCAGCAUCAGCAGACGUUCAACCCUCUUCCUUCCCCUCUCACAUCUCGUCAAUUGACGAGAGAGAAACUGGUCAGUUUCCCGGUCUGUCGAGCUUAGCAUUUGCUAGCGCACCCCCACAACUAAAGAAAACUGCCUCAUAUGUAGAUGAGAGAAGUUCAACCGGUGUACAAACCAACGACUUGUCUAUCGCACAAGCUCUCAACCCUGUGUACGUUGUUCCAUUUUUCUGCCUACCUGACGGUCGCCCAAUGUUUCCACCUUAUUCAACGUACCCCAUUUAUCCACAGCCAGACAGCUACCCUCAAUUUCAUUCCAUGCAAAUUCCCACACCAUUCCAAAAAAUUCCACAAGGCCUGCGCUCUGUUGCGACGACAACUGCUGCUGAGGAGGACCUCCAAGCUACCCGUGAUAUCAAUUCCCUUGAAAAGGUGGAACGUCAUUUAUUUAAUCCAGAUGUUGCUACCAAAAUUGUGUUAGACAGUAGGAGUUCAAGUUCUUUAUCUUCUGAUUCACCCUUUCCAUCGCCCGCAACACCUAGUACCCCAAUUUCUUCUCCUGAGCAUGAAGCACGGGUUGCUUCAGCUUUAGCUCGUCAUCGUAUGAGCCAGAACCGCCAGGCAGCGUCGUUCUCAGCAGACAAUACAGACGAUGCAAUGGAUCCAAAAGGAGAUCAAACAUAUCGCCAGACUGAACAAAAGCUGGAUGCCGAGGAAAUUGCAGUUUCAUUGCAAGAUCCUCUAACCGAGAAGGACGAAAAGGAGUCUAGCCUCCACACUCACAUGCCCGGUAUCUCGAAUCAGAAUAGAAGUGCUGAGCUUGUACCUGGGUCAUUGUCUUCAACAUCUACAAGUACAAGAAAGGAUGUCGAGAUCAGACCUUACGUAUCUUAUGAUUACGCCGGAAGUGCCGAGCUGGCAGAUUCGUACGAUGGUUCUGGCUCGUCGAACUUUUCUGUAUGUUCCAGACUGAGUGAUGAAGGACUGGAACAGAUGGACCGGGUUUCGACCGGACCAGUACGUCGUUUCCCGUUGACGAAAACAAGAACUCAGUCUCCGGGUGAAAUUGAAGCCUCAUCUCCAGAACCUGAAAGGCAGGCUGAUGGUGUGAGAUAUCCGUUGGAAGCGCAUGUCAAGAGAUUUGCGACGAGGUGGCCUAAGGUUGUCAAAAAUCAUGGCAUACCGUUUUCGGAAGGUGAAGUUGAAGCCGGGGGCCUGCGUUCAGAAGGUGAAUGUGGUCAAGCUGAUUUGAGUGCUGCAUUUGCCCAUCGCAACUUUCGUUACACCCAUGAUGUAGUCAGAGACGAUGUGUCAGAACCAGGAGAAAUGAGCAGAAUUGUUUCCCAACAGAUGAAGGCGAAAUCAAAGCCGGUCGAAAAGGAUAGUUUGAUUCAAAGUCUCUCUGAAGGAGAAAUACGAGCAGAGAUGUCAGAAAUAGCUGAAACUCGUAACACGAGUACAUCUACGGGGUCAUCACCGAGAAAAAGCUCCCCAGACGACACAUACUAAGGCUGUGAUGACGUUAUCAAUAUAUAAAAUGCUUCGCUUCCUCCUUAUCCUCCACCGCGGCUUAUUCAGAGAGAAAAUUCACUCACAUCCCAACUUUGUAUGCAUUUGCACUGUGAAUUAUCAAUCUCGAAACGACAGUGAUACACAGAUGGG